Lindgomyces ingoldianus is the source of this 1065-nucleotide messenger RNA. RefSeq lists its product as uncharacterized. The record is from RefSeq and is a predicted model, not a curated record. NCBI's taxonomy places the organism in Eukaryota, Fungi, Ascomycota, Dothideomycetes, Pleosporales, Lindgomycetaceae. The annotation marks the transcript as partial. The transcript has 6 exons.
CUCGCACUAUUAGCUUUUGCUUGUCGAGUUCAAUCUCAUGGUGCGAUUCUCGCGGCUGUAGGCACAGGUGGCCCAGCCAGCCAAGGUUUCCUCGUUGAUCAAACUCUCGCACGAAACUGUACUACAAUAAGUCCCUGCCAGCAGGAUUCAACCAUCAUACGUGACUCCGAAAUCACACAGAAUAUCGUCAACUCAUGCGGUCGCACUGAGAUAGCCGGAAAUAUCGACGUUGGCGAGCAGACUGAAAAUGAAUUGGCUGCCAAUCGUGUUACACAGGUCACCAAAGGAAGCACUCUUGCCGUCACUAUUCAUCAGGUCAAUGCCGAUGGUGCUGGCCCAUACGAGUGUGAUCUCGAUCAAACCAGUAACGCCGCGACAAAUUUUGUGAAGCUUAAAGUUGCGAAUAACGUCCCAGGAGCCAAUGGCUUAUCACAAGCCAAGGAGCAGGACUUUACGAUCAAUGUCCAGAUGCCGGCAAACUUCAAUUGCAUCGGAGCUUCUACUGGAGACAUUUGCACUGUCCGCUGUCGGAACAAUGCCGUCGCAGGACCCUUCGGGGGCUGCUUCGCCGUCCAACAAACCGACGGCACCGGCCGUACGGACACUUCUGCUGCAGCCGUUGACACAGCCCAAACCCUCUCCGGAAUCAACGCACAGAUCGCGCAGAACCAGCAAGAUCUCCCCGCCGCCAUCGCCGCGAACCAGGCUGCUGGUGCGGUUGGUGGGAAUGAGGGUGCGUUCGCCAUUUCCGCUUUGCUUCCGGCUACGACUGCGGCCAGCGCCCCCGCCGCUGUCGCAACAGGCAAAACACGCAAAGGGAAAGGAAAUGGAAACGCUGGUAACGCUGGAAAUGCUGGCAAUGCUGCGAACGCCGGCAAUGCUGCGAACGCUGGGAAUGCCGCAAACGCUGGGAAUGCCGCAAACGCUGGGAAUGCCGCAAACGCUGGGAAUGCCGCAAACGCUGGGAAUGCCGCAAGCGCUGGGAAUGCCGCAAACGCUGGGAAUGCCGCAAGCGCUGGGAAUGCCGCAAAUGCUGGUAAUGCUGCGAAUGCUGGGAAUACUGGC